Dictyostelium purpureum is the source of this 2934-nucleotide messenger RNA. It is a transcript of the gene myoF, whose product is annotated as myosin. Gene Ontology annotation, biological process: vesicle transport along actin filament; actin filament organization. Bases 1 to 2934 code for a protein of 977 amino acids. NCBI's taxonomy places the organism in Eukaryota, Evosea, Eumycetozoa, Dictyosteliales, Dictyosteliaceae. The record is from RefSeq and is a predicted model, not a curated record. Gene Ontology annotation, molecular function: microfilament motor activity; actin filament binding; ATP binding. The transcript is spliced from 3 exons. Gene Ontology annotation, cellular component: myosin complex; cytoplasm; microvillus.
AUGGAGCCAAUAAAUAGUUAUAAUAAUAGUUUUGAUAAAAAUAUUGGUUUAUCAGAUUUUUGUUUUUUAGAUAAAAUCGAAGAAAUUGAUAUUUUAAGUAAUUUAUCAACAAGAUUCAAUAGAGAUAUUAUAUAUACAUAUAUUGGUGAUCAAGUUGUCAGUAUAAAUCCAUUUUCAAAAAAACCAAAUUUAUAUGAUGAAAAGUUAUUAAAAUCAUAUCAAAAUAUGUACAUGUACGAAGUUUCACCUCAUAUUUAUGCUUUGGCUGAGGAUACCUAUAAAAAGUUGGUUUUAUCAAAAGAAAAUCAAUGUGUAAUUAUAACUGGUGAAAGUGGUGCUGGUAAAACUGAAUCAUCAAAAAUUUUUUUAAAUUAUUUAAAAAAUAUCUCAAAUGAUAAAUUUAAUAAAACUGAAAAUAUUAUUAAAUUGGUUUUAGAGUCAAACAAUAUAUUAGAGUCAUUUGGUAAUGCUAAAACAUUGCGUAAUGAUAAUUCAAGUAGAUUCGGUAAAUUUAUAGAAAUAGAAUUUGAUGGAAAGGGUUCUCCAAUCUCUGGUAAAAUUUCACAAUUUUUAUUAGAAAAAUCAAGAGUUCAUAGUCGAGCCAUAGGUGAAAGAAGUUUUCACAUUUUUUAUCAAUUUUUAACAUCAAGAGAAUUGACCGAUAGACAUCAAAUACCAAGCGAUCCAUCAUAUUACAAAUAUUUAAAAGAUUCAAUGUGUUACUCUGUUUCAACAGUCAACGAUACUAAAGAUUUCCAAAGCCUCAUAGGGUCAUUAAAGUUAUUAGGCUGGAGCGAAGAAGAUAUGAAUUCAAUUUGGAGAGUACUAGGUGCAAUUCUUUUAAUUGGUAAUAUCGAAUUUAGUAAUGAUGUUGAAAAGAAUAAUGUUGAUGCUGUCUAUGUCUCUACACCCGAUACUUUAAAGAAAGUUGCUCAAUUACUUCAAUGCAAAACUGACCUAUUGGAAAAAUCAUUAAUUUCAAGAUCAUUAACAUUGGGUGCCGGUAAAAGACAAAGUAGUAUAAGGGUUUUAUUAAAUCAAUCACAAGCUAGAGAGACCAGAGACGCCUUUGCCAAAGUAUUAUACGAUAGAUUGUUUUCCUCUAUUAUCGAAAGAAUCAAUGUUACAAUUGCAAAUGGAAUUGAUCACAAGUGUAUUGAAAUGUCAAUUGGUAUAUUAGAUAUUUAUGGUUUUGAAAUCUUUGAAAAUAAUUCUUUCGAACAAUUUAUUAUCAACUAUUCCAAUGAAAAACUUCAACAACUAUUCAUCAAUUUAGUAUUACGUCAAGAACAAGAAGAGUAUUUAAAAGAAGGUAUCGAAUGGAAAACUAUAGAUAAUUAUUUUGACAAUACUCCAAUCAUCGAUUUAAUUGAGGGUCAACCAGUUGGUUUAAUUAAACUAUUAGAGGAGGCUUGCUUAAUUGGUCAAAGUACACCAGAGUUAUUAUUACAAAAAUUCAAUCAAUUCUUUUCAAAAAAUAAUUAUUUUGAAUCAUUCGAAUCAACAAAUAAUUUCCAAAUUGAAUCAAAAUCAUUCACUUUAAAACAUUAUGCAGGUGAUGUAAAUUAUAAUUUAGAGCCAAUUACAUAUAUCCGUUGUAUAAAGUCAAAUAAUGAAAAGAGAGCCAAUUAUUUUGAUUUCGAAUGUGUAAAACAUCAAAUUAAAUAUUUAAAUAUUCAAGAAACAAUUCGUGUUAGAAAAGCAGGUUAUUGUCAUAAACAACAUUACACUAGAUUUUUAAAUCGUUAUAAAAUGUUAAGCAAUGAAACAUGGCCAUUCUGGAAUGGUACUCCAAAAGAAGGUGUUAUGGCAAUUGUCAAAGCAAGUCAAGUUCAAAAUUCACUUAUGGAGUGUCAAUUUGGUAAAAAGAAAUUAUUUAUUAAAUCUGCAUCAACAUUGUUCCACUUUGAAGAGCUUCGUACAAAGAUUUUACCAAAGGUUGUCAUUGAGAUUCAAAGAGUUUGGAGGGGUUAUAUGGCUAGAAAGUGGUACAAGAGAGAAUUGGAUCGUUUGAAAUUAGAAAAAGAAGAAAUGCAAAAACAACUAAAGAGAAAACAAUCUGCACAAUUAAUUCAAAAGUUUUAUUUAAAUUAUAAAGUAAGAACCUAUGUAAAGAAAUUAAAACCAUGGUGUGUAGGUCCAUACUAUAACAAGGGCCACAUUAUGCCAACAUUAUGGUUACGUAAAACUCUAAUCGACUCGAUAAUGCAAACGAUCCACAUUGCUUGGUGGGCCAAAGUUAAGGUUACAUCACUUAACAUGGAACAACGUGCCUUGGUUCGUCAAAAGAUUUUAGCAUUGGAUUUGUUUGGUAUGGGUUAUUCUAGAAAGAAGGAAUGGGAUUGUCGUAGAAAAUUUACAGCCGAUUAUCUUUCAGAUGAUAGCAAUCCAAAGAAACAACAAUUCACAGAAGCUGUCCAAUUACUUUUCCAAAAAGGUGGUGAUAAAGAAAUUUUAUUUGCCGAUAAUGUAAUUAAAAUUAAUAAGCGUGGUAAAAGUCAAUUACGUUCAAUCAUUAUUACUGACCAACACAUUUACAAGUAUGAUCCAAAGAAAUACACUCAAAAGAAAGUAGGUUUAAAACUCCACUCUAUCGUAGCACUCUCAACAUCAAAUAAAAAAGAUACAUUCUUAGCAAUUCAUUUCAAACAGCCAAUCCGUGAUUUAUUCAUUGACUUGGGUUGUGAUUUUGUAGAAAAAGUAUCCGAAGUAUCAACCAAUUUAAUUCAACAAGUAUUUAAAUUAACUGGAACCACUAUUCCCUUAUUAUUCCGUGAUCCUUUGACCUUCAACAACAGCAGAGACUCUCGUAAUCAUGGUACUGAUUUCGUAGUAUCAUUCUCACAAUAUCCAAAAGGCAAAGAACAAAGACAAUGUACAUUUAUAAAAGGAAAAGGUAAUACUGCAAUAAUUCAUUAUAAUUUAAAUGAUUAA